GCCUGCGCGGGGCUGUCUCGCCAGCUCCCAGCUCCGCAGGCCGCCUGCGGGUCCGGAUCGCCGCGUCCGCGGCUCCAGGCGAAGGCAGAGCUAACCCGAGGCUAGGCGGCCGACGCGGAUCUCGGAGCAUGGCAACCUGUGCAUGGCCCGUCCUGCAAGAUGACAUUAGUCACUGCGAUGCCUGAGGAUCAAGUGUGACCUUUCUCCAGGUGCUUGAUGGUGUUCUCCUCCAUCCUCUCCACACCACUGCUCUACGCGGCUCCUAAAACAUGGGGGAAAACGAGGACGAGAAGCAGACCCAGGCCGGGCAGGUUUUCGAGAACUUUGUCCAGGCUUCCACAUGCAAAGGCACCCUCCAGGCCUUCAACAUCCUCACCCGACACCUGGACCUAGACCCUCUGGACCACAGAAACUUUUAUUCCAAGCUCAAGUCCAAGGUGACCACCUGGAAGGCCAAAGCCCUGUGGUACAAAUUGGACAAGCGUGGAUCCCACAAAGAGUAUAAGCGAGGCAAGUCUUGCAUGAACACCAAGUGUCUCAUCGUUGGGGGAGGACCAUGUGGUUUGCGCACUGCCAUUGAACUUGCCUACCUAGGGGCCAAAGUAGUUGUGGUGGAGAAGAGGGACACCUUCUCCAGGAACAAUGUGUUGCACCUCUGGCCUUUCACCAUCCAUGACCUGCGGGGCCUGGGAGCCAAGAAAUUCUACGGGAAGUUCUGCGCUGGCUCCAUUGACCACAUCAGUAUUCGUCAGUUACAGCUAAUCCUAUUCAAGGUGGCCCUGAUGCUGGGCGUUGAAAUCCAUGUGAAUGUGGAGUUUGUUAAGGUUCUAGAGCCUCCUGAAGAUCAAGAAAAUCAAAAAAUCGGCUGGCGGGCAGAAUUUCUCCCUGCAGACCACCCUCUGUCGGACUUUGAGUUUGAUGUCAUCAUUGGCGCCGAUGGCCGCAGGAACACACUGGAAGGGUUCCGAAGAAAAGAAUUCCGUGGGAAGUUGGCUAUUGCGAUCACCGCCAACUUCAUAAACAGAAACAGCACAGCCGAGGCCAAGGUGGAAGAGAUUAGCGGUGUGGCUUUCAUCUUCAACCAGAAGUUUUUUCAGGACCUUAAAGAAGAAACAGGGAUUGAUCUGGAGAACAUUGUUUACUACAAGGACUGCACCCACUAUUUUGUCAUGACGGCCAAGAAGCAGAGCCUGCUUGACAAGGGUGUCAUCAUUCAUGACUACAUCGACACAGAGAUGCUGCUGUGUGCAGAGAAUGUGAACCAGGACAACCUGCUUUCCUACGCCCGUGAGGCUGCAGAUUUCGCCACCAAUUACCAGCUGCCAUCGUUAGACUAUGCUAUGAACCAUUAUGGGCAGCCCGACGUGGCCAUGUUUGACUUCACCUCCAUGUACGCCUCCGAGAAUGCGGCUUUGGUGCGCGAGCGCCAGUCACACCAGCUACUCGUGGCCCUGGUGGGCGACAGCCUGCUUGAGCCAUUUUGGCCCAUGGGCACAGGCUGUGCCCGAGGCUUCCUGGCCGCCUUUGACACGGCGUGGAUGGUGAAAAGCUGGGACCAGGGUACCCAUCCCCUGGAGCUGCUGGCCGAAAGAGAAAGUCUUUACCGGCUCUUACCUCAGACUACCCCAGAGAACAUCAACAAGAACUUUGAGCAGUACACGUUGGACCCGGGGACACGGUACCCAAAUCUCAACUCUAACUGUGUCAGGCCCCAUCAGGUGAAGCAUUUGUAUAUCACUAAGGAGCUGGACCAGGGGCCUCUCGAGAGGCUGGGCUCAGUGAGGAGAUCCGUGAAUCUCUCCAGGCGGGAGUCCGACAUCCGGCCCAGCAAGCUCUUAACCUGGUGUCAGCAGCAAACUGAAGGCUACCAGCACGUCAGUGUCACCGACCUAACCACAUCCUGGCGCAGCGGCCUUGCCCUGUGUGCCAUCAUCCACCGCUUCCGGCCUGAGCUGAUUAACUUUGACUCUCUGAAUGAAGACGAUGCCGUGGAGAACAACCAGCUGGCAUUUGACGUGGCCGAGCGUGAGUUUGGUAUCCCCCCGGUGACCACAGGCAAGGAGAUGGCAUCAGCCCAGGAGCCCGACAAGCUCAGCAUGGUCAUGUACCUCUCCAAGUUCUACGAGCUCUUCCGGGGCACCCCGCUGAGGCCUGUGGAUUCUUGGGGCAAAAACUAUGGAGAAAAUGCUGACCUCAGCUUGGCCAAAUCCUCCCUGUCUCAUAACUACCUAAACCUCACGUUUCCAAGGAAGAGGACUCCACGAGUGGACGUCCACACAGAAGACAGCGACAUGAACAAGCGGAGGCGGAAAGGCUUCAACAACCCGGAUGAGCCUUCAACCUUUUCCAGCCAGAGCCUGCGCUCCAGUCAAGAGUGUGGCAGCAAUAAAGAAGGUGGAAAUCAGAACAAAGUCAAGUCCAUGGCAAGUCAGCUGCUGGCCAAGUUUGAGGAGAACUCUAGGAACCCCUCGCUUGUGAAGCAGGAAUGCUGCAUCUCAGGGACAGGUAAGCCUGUCCUGUGCCCUUCCUCUGACCCACCCGUUAGCUCUCGCUGCCCCCGGCCAGAGGAGCCCACACCCGGCCCAUCACCUCCUCUGAAAAGGCAGUUCCCCUCAGUGGUGACAGGGCACGUGCUCCGAGAGCUAAAGCAGGUGUCCGCCAGUGGCGAGUACCCCAGCAGGCCCUGGAGAGCCAGAGCCAAGUCUGACCUGCAGCUGGGGGGGCCAGAGAGCGCUGCCCCCUUGCCCCCUGGCUGUCAGGGGGCGCUGGCCCUUUCCGGGGUGCUGCGACGGCUACAGCAGGUGGAAGACAGGAUUCUCCAGAAGAGGGCUCAGAACUUGGCCAACAGGGAAUUUCACAAAAAGAACAUUAAGGAGAAGGCGGCUCACCUCGCCUCCAUGUUUGGACACGGGGAUUUCCCACAGAACAAACUACUUUCUAAAGACCUGUCUCCCGUGCACCCUCCGGCUUCUCCCUCCUGCCUUUCGUCUUCUGAUCCUGUUUCUACUGCCUCUCCGUCGACUGUCGACUCUGUUUCUCCUUCCAGAAAGGCAAAGAAGUCACCUUCAGGUUUCCAUUUCCAUCCCAGCCACUUAAGAACAGUACGGCCUCAGCUGACGGUAGGGAAAGUGUCCAGCGGAAUAGGGGCUGCAGCUGAAGUCCUGAUCAAUCUGUACAUGAAUGAUCACAGACCUAAGACCCAGGCCACCUCUCCAGACCUGGAAUCGAUGCGGAAGGCGUUUCCCCUGAACCUGGGUGGCAGCGACACCUGUUACUUCUGUAAGAAGCGCGUGUAUGUGAUGGAGCGGCUGAGCGCAGAGGGCCACUUCUUCCACCGUGAGUGUUUCCGCUGCAGCGUCUGUGCUUCUACCCUGCGCCUGGCUGCCUACGCCUUCGACAGCGAUGAAGGCAAGUUUUUCUGCAAGCCUCAUUUCAUUCACUGUAAAACCAGCACCCAGCAAAGGAAGAGACGGGCAGAGCUGAAGCAACAAAGACAGGAGGAGGGAACGUGGAAAGAGCAAGAGGCCCCUCGGCGGGACACUCCCGUGGAAAGUUCUUGCGCGGCAGCGGCCAUUGGCACGCCUGAAGGCAGCCCUCCAGUUCGUUUCAGCCUUCCAGUGCUACACCCACUUCUUGGCUGACACACUUCUGCUCUGAGGUGACUUGUUUUCUUGCCGAUUUUCAGAGAGUGGUACUAAUGCCUGACCCGCUUUCCACGCCCCGUCCUCCCCUCCGUGGUCCUGGUCGCGCUAACUGUGAACGUCUUGCAUACUAAUGGACUCAUUCCAUGGCAUGGUGGGGUAACAGCAUGGGGUGGUGCUCCGCUCGGAAGCCAUUUUUCAUUCUAUUCACCUCUGAGCCGGCUGCCCGGUCUAUACCAGGUGCAAACCCUGCCUCCCUCUGGCUCCCUGUGCGGCCUGCAGGCGUGUCUUUCCCAUUGUGAAGCCACUUACCUUCCUGGGACAGUGAGCCCAACUGUGACACCAUGCAGCAGAGAGGGCUCUUCACCUUUGAAAAGAACUCUCCUAUCUAGCAGUCUCUGAAAAAAUACAUGCAUACGAGCGUCUUAAACUGAUUCUAGUAUAAAGAGUAUUGAUCAAAACCACAGGUAACUCUUCUUGGAAGGAUUUAGAAAAAAAAAAAGAAAAAAAGCUCCCAGGCUUCAUCACAAGCUUUCCUAGCCAAUCCUGUCCCUGCUGCAGCCUACGCUUUAGACACAAGGGCUUUGCGGCGGCUUCUCAGUAAGAGGAGCUUACUUUUACUCAGUCCUUGGCUCCUAAAGCUGCAGAUGAUGCAGAAGCUUCGAUUAGAGCAGUCAUUGUCGCAGGCCAGGGGUGGCUUUGAGAAAUGACCCCGUUCAGCCGCAGUCUGACGCAGCCCAUAUCAGUGCACCCAUGGCACAUUUUCCCUGCCGGCUCGGAGCGCUUUUAAAGAGAAACACCGUGCCAAGUACGGUGGAGCUGUUGUUGGCCAGACCUCCGGGUCUCAGGCUGCAGGUGGUGUCUGUCCUGCACGCAGCCCCCGGCCAUGCUGAACUCCCGGCCUGUCUGCACAGCCCCGCAUGCCACGUUGCUCACUGCCUUGCUGCAGACUGCAGCCAGUAUGAAGUCAUUGCUCUUGUCUUGUCUUCUCUUGCAGAGUCUCCCUCCCUUUAUAAAAUGUCAACCACAGAGGGCCCUCCUUCCCUCUCAGUCUUCUCUUUAGCUAGCCUCCCCCCCCCCAUCUCAUCGCAACGCAUGUUUGUGACCUUUGGUAGUCAUUUACAGUGCCCCACGGAACCCUGUAUUUUGCACACAGCAAACAUUGUUUAGCUUUAUUUAUGGUAUUUGUUGCUGUACAUGAAAAUAAAUAUGGUUCUUUAUAAA
Molecule: messenger RNA, 4865 nt
Organism: Hyaena hyaena (striped hyena)
Lineage: Eukaryota; Metazoa; Chordata; Mammalia; Carnivora; Hyaenidae
Gene: MICAL2
Product: microtubule associated monooxygenase, calponin and LIM domain containing 2
Exons: 27
Coding region: 270-3641 (1123 amino acids)
Molecular function (GO): protein binding; FAD binding
Source: RefSeq, a predicted model, not a curated record